Messenger RNA from Gallus gallus (chicken), 561 nucleotides. Its product is annotated as olfactory receptor 14C36-like. Gene Ontology annotation, molecular function: olfactory receptor activity. Gene Ontology annotation, cellular component: membrane. Gene Ontology annotation, biological process: G protein-coupled receptor signaling pathway. NCBI's taxonomy places the organism in Eukaryota, Metazoa, Chordata, Aves, Galliformes, Phasianidae. The annotation marks the transcript as partial. The transcript has a single exon. The record is from RefSeq and is a predicted model, not a curated record.
CUGCACUACGGGACCCUGCUGGGCAGCAGAGCUUGUGCCACCAUGGCAGCAGCUGCCUGGGUCACUGGGCUUCUCUAUUCCCUGCUGCACACUAUCAAUACGUUUUCAAUACCUCUGUGCCAAGGCAAUGCUGUGGAUCAGUUCUUCUGUGAAAUCCCCCACAUCCUCAAGCUCUCCUGCUCAGAAUCUGACUAUCUUAGGGAAACUGGGAUUAUUGUUUUUAGCUUUUCUUUUGUCCUUGGGUGUUUUGCUUUCAUUCUUUUCUCCUAUGUGCAGAUCUUCAGGGCCGUGCUGAGGAUGCCCUCUGAGCAGGGACGCCACAAAGCCUUCUCCACGUGCCUCCCUCACCUGGCUGUGGUCUCCCUCUUUGUCAGCACUGUAAUGUUUGCCUAUAUGAAGCCUCCCUCCUUCUCAUCUCGAUCCCUGGAUCUGGUGGUUUCAUCGCUGUACUCAGUGGUACCUCCCACUGUUAAUCCCUGCAUCUACAGCAUGAGGAACCAAGAGCUCAAGGAUGCAGUGAAGACACUACGAAGAAUCCCACAGGGUAUCAGAAAAUUCUAG